CCAUGUCGUCCGACUUGGCCGGCUACGAGCAGGACCUGGCCGUGCUCACGGCCGACAUCGUCGGCAAGAUCGGCAGGGUCCCCAAGCUCCCGCCCGAUGAGAAGAAACAAAUGGUUGCAAGUGUGGAAAAACAGCUAGAGGAAGCAAAGGAACUGCUCGAACAGAUGGACCUCGAAGUCCGAGAGAUCCCUCCUCAAAGUCGAGGGAUGUACGCCAGCAGAAUGAGGAGCUACAAGCAAGAAAUGGCAAAGCUCGAAACAGAUUUUAAAAGGUCACGGAUCGCCUACAGUGACGAAGUGCGGAAUGAGCUUCUGGGGGAUGUUGGGAAUUCCUCGGAGAACCAGUUGAUAAAAUUACGCGAAGAGAGGGCACAUCUGCUCGAUAACACAGAGAGGCUGGAAAGGUCAUCUCGGAGACUAGAGGCUGGAUACCAAAUAGCAGUGGAAACCGAGCAGAUUGGUCAGGAGAUGUUGGAAAACCUCAAUCAUGACCGAGAAAAGAUACAGCGAGCUCGUGAUAGGCUUCGAGAAACAGAUGCCAAUUUAGGGAGGAGUUCCAGGAUUCUAACAGGAUUGUUGAGAAGGUAAGAACAAGGAUCAUCCAGAACCGGAUUUUGAUAGUUGUCCUGGCAGUCGUCGUCGUCUUCACCAUCCUGAUGGCUAUUUAUUUGUCUGUCAGAGGACACUGAUAGACCUGCUCUUCCCUGAUAAGCAGCAAGAAACUCCUUGUUCUAAGUAAUUAAGACAAAGUGGUCACAUGAAUCAUUCUCUUGCACUGACAAAGAGUGUUCCCCUUCCUCUUCCCCUCCCCACCCCACCCUUUGCUGCUGUUCAACUUAGGUGCAAGAAGGGUAAAAACAUUUUCUAACGUUGAUUGCAUGUGGAUUGAAUUCCUUUCUUGUUUUUUCUUUACAAGAAUGAUUUUGGUAAGUUUAAUAUUUGUCUUUAAAGAUACUAAUGGGGUGAUGGGGGUCGGGGGAGGAUAGCUAUGUGGAAAUGGGAAUUUCUCCAGUUCCACCUGGCCUCUGCAAAUAUAGACGAUAAGUGGUUGGGAGCAGGGGAGAUGAGUUUUUUUAUGCUUCUGUUGGCUAGGUUGGAUGUCAAACUAUUUGACAGUUAUCUUGUCAUAUAUACCCUUCUGUGAUGUUGAAGAAUUCACUGAAAGAAGAGAUGAGAUGAUGAAGAAAGUAAAUCAUUCUCCUAUUGAGGAGGCCUGGUUCAUGAAGGGCCAUAAUAAAUGUAACAAAUACAUCUAAGUAGUUUGUUGAUUUGAAGGGCAGAUAUUUAUUGUCGGAUGUGCAGUAAAUUGACUUAGCACUCUCCCUGUUUUUCUAUUGAAUAUAUUUUUUUACUGAAAUCGUCUAAUUAAUAUCUGUCUUAACUUGCUUUCCUGCCUGUUAGAAACAUUUCUUCACACUCUAGGAAUUCGGAGAGAUCAGUUAUUUACUCGUCUGACAGUUCCUACACAUUUAAUUUUGACCAGGACAUUCAUAACCUAGUUAAUCGUUGUUUCAUUCCAUUUUUAAUAUGUGUACUGCCCAAAGCAGCCCUGUAUGUGUAAAAGGUCUGACAAGAUUAUCUUCAGAUCCAUUUCAGCAUGUAGAGAGAAUAUGAAUAUUUCAGCAAAAGAACAGGAUUCCAUUAGUGUUAAAUUUCCGACAUAACUGUAAAUGUGACAUCCUAUGGGAUGUGGAGCUUUAAAUAAAUGUUACCCAGAUUUUCUAUUGAUUUUCUUUAAAGUGGUUAGUGUAAAAUAAAAAAGGGUAGUUUGAGUUUUGUGUCUAACAAGUGUAUCAGAGCUUUUCUGAACUGAUUAUUUAUUCGUAACUAUAAUUGGCUUUAUGAUUGUUUUCCAAGUAGUCAUGAAUUGUGAUAGAACUUAGCUCACAUGUAGUCAUGCUUAAAGUUGUUCUAGAAAAGGUCAUUCUUCCAGCUGAGGCCAAAAGUGUUUCAUUACAAGUUGGAAACUCAUUGCAGGUACAGUAAUGCCCUUUUCAGUAGAAUUUGAAUUUGGGAAGCUUCAAUUCACUGAAAGCAAGUCCGUUCCCUCUUUUACACUGCUAUGUAUCCUACAACUUUUUUUAUUUUUAUCAACUCAGAAGAAGGCUAUCACGGUUUAAGAUGAAAUCCUUAUGGGAAAAUUCACCAAAGAAAUAGAGUAUCUGAACAGGUCUAAGCAGGCAUUUUUUUCAAAUAAAUAUUUUGGAAUUGGGUAAAUAAGGCCACAGCCUUUAUUUUUGUAAUGAUGGUAUGAGAAUAAGACUGGGGGAAGGGAGAACUUGCAGAGGGAAUAUAGACCUAUAUGUAUUUGCCUGUAGGGUUAUGAGAUCCAGCACACCAUCAGAUUUGGUUUUUUUGAGUUUUAAUGAAGACUCAAACCAUUGAGAAAACCCAGUGUCACGUCCUGUUCAGUUCACGUCCUGGAAGCAUUAGCAGCAACCAAGAGUAUAAUCCCACUCCCUGGUGGCUUCAUCAAAUGGAACAUUCCUAGCCAAACCGUAUGCAUGGUUGUGUCUUCCCCAAAUAGUCAUAGUUUACUGGAUCCAAAAUCUGUGAGCCGCAAAAGUGUGGCUAGAGCUUCUGUAGCCCUUCUGUUCUCAUUUGACUGGAACGAGAAGAAAUACCAUGGCUGCCAGUAUCACCCCAUUAACGGCUUUUGCCUUUCACCUGUAUUGGUGUCUGACUUUUUCCUUUUUUCUCAGAUGUAAUUUAGGCACCAGUGCUUGUUGGGAUCGAGGUGCUGUGAAAGUUAAGCAGACAUCUCAGUCCCGCCUAUUCCAUUUUGGGCCUCUCCUGUAAUGAAUCAUUGAUGCACGAAGGCAGAUUGGUUUUCAUGGAGGUGUGGAAAGAUGAGAUUUGAACUGUCCUCUCAACCCUCUAGUGUGACAGUGGGUAAGCGCCCAAGGAAACAAGAAGCAAAUGCCCUGAAGUAGGAAUAAUCAGUUCCUUUGGCCCUUACCCAAAAGUCACUCCCAGGUUCUCCUGAACCAGCUUGUUAUAUCUUAAGUUAGAUGUAGGAUCUGUUAAAAAAAAAAUUCAAAAUUCUCACAGAAAGUAAAACUGAAAGAAUCAGAUGUUUCUAAUGUUGUGAGCCUUUGUUAAAAAUAGUGAUUGUCAUGUAAAAGAUUGUGUGCCCAACGGUUUUACUGACAGAGUAAAUAAAACUAUUGCCACCCUGAGCCAAAAUCAAAAGCAAUUUAUUUAAAGACUCAAGUUUUAAAGAGUUUUAAAUGUUAUAUAUUGAGGGAAAUUAUCUGAAAAUGUUGUGUAACUGACGUCAAUUCUCAUAUCUUGGAUGGAAGUCCAUUUGCUAUUCUGUUUAAGCCAGGCUGGAUUGUCUUAUUUUGGAACUAGCUUGGUGGGGGGUUUUCUUUGCUGCUGCUUCAGAGCACUGAGCUUCAAAGGCUGAAAUUAAUGGUGAACAAAAUUGUGCAGCUUCGACCAUCCCACGCGGGGCAAACCCAUUGAGGGUUAUCAUUAAGUAAAGAAAUAGAAGGGGGAAAAAAACCUUCCAGCUCUGAAAAAAAAAAAAAACUCAUCAGAUAAUGACCUCAGUGAUUGGGUUUUCAUUACCAAACAGCAUCCAGAGAUUGUCUGCCCCAUAAAAAAGAAAAGAAAAGGCAACUGUCUUUCUCUCUUUCUCUUUCUCCUUUUUUUUUUGCACAUCUUUUCUUUAAAACUGUCAGAUCAUUUCAGUAUUUCAAAUCCGAGGAAAACAGCCUGCCUGCUGCUGUAUUUGAAGUUGUAAUGGUGUCAAAAAGUCACGACUGACUGACAGCCGUCAGUCCCAAAGGACCUCAUUAAAUCAUAAAAACUUGACAAGGAAAUAAUUGAGCAUCACUGGCAACUUGGCGCCUGUUUAGACGUUUUUAUUUUCUUUCAUUAUUAGUCCCCACCAUUACGUUCAUUAACAAAUUGCAUUAAGCAACUGUUAAGGGCUAAUGAUUUGUUUAUCGCUUUUUUAUUAUUAUUAUUUAAACACUAGCUGCAUCAUGUGGUACCUCAGUAGCCUCUUGCUAUCAUCUGACUGAAUAUUUUUUUUUCCACUCAGAGCUCUGGGUACUGUUGGAAUAUGAAAUAGAUUAUUCAUUACCCUCCUCUUUGCCACUGAUUUGGUUUCAUGUAGCGUCUUCCACAGAGAAAGAUGAAAACUUGUCAAAAAAUAGGUUAUAUCUUAUUCGAAGGGGCAACAAUAGCAGCAGGUACAGGCACACUUUAAUAUUUAAUUAAGGUUGAUGUUAACCCUUUUAAAUGACUUUAGCUGUAAGUUAUAUUCAAGUGCAAAAGAGAAAAAUAAUUGAACUUAAUUUGUAACCUAUACAGCAGACAUUCUUCUUGGGGUUACCAGAAAAAUUUAGAGCUUAAUUUAAAUAAUGAAAUUUCUGCUCAUAAAUAUUUAUACCUAUUUUUAUACAUAGUCACAAAUUAACUACUUUUAUACAUACCCGUGAUAAAAAAUCCCUUUUCUUUUUGUUUUGAGUUAGCAGAGUACAGGAAUAUAGUAAAAUCAUUCAGUCUGGAUAAGACUUAAUAGCUGUAUGAGUUAGGUGUAAAAGCCCUGAGAAAGUAAUUUAUUGAGGGAAAUUUAUGUGAUUAACAUUUUCAUGACUUAAUAAUCUGUUAAUUUUCAUGAAUGCAUAUUUAGAGGACUAUGAGCUGAACUUGAAAGUGCUAGAUUUUUAAAGAAAAUCUUCUGUUUUCAAUAACAUGUUGUGGGGAUUGAGUGAAUUUUAGCUGUCUGUAGAUAUUUUCCAAUAAUUGGUAACAAGAUGACCCCGAAUUCUGCUUUGACUUUUUGUGAUUUUGGUAUAGAAAUUUCCAUAAAUCAAUGCUCUAUAUUAUUUCAUUGGCCUGAAAAUAAAAAGCUUCAACUUCUUAGAUCACAAUGCA
Molecule: messenger RNA, 4889 nt
Organism: Tachyglossus aculeatus (Australian echidna)
Lineage: Eukaryota; Metazoa; Chordata; Mammalia; Monotremata; Tachyglossidae
Gene: VTI1A
Product: vesicle transport through interaction with t-SNAREs 1A
Exons: 9
Coding region: 3-587 (194 amino acids)
Biological process (GO): intracellular protein transport; vesicle fusion with Golgi apparatus; retrograde transport, endosome to Golgi
Cellular component (GO): endoplasmic reticulum membrane; SNARE complex; late endosome membrane
Molecular function (GO): SNAP receptor activity; SNARE binding
Source: RefSeq, a predicted model, not a curated record